Messenger RNA from Malassezia pachydermatis, 636 nucleotides. RefSeq lists its product as hypothetical. The transcript has 3 exons. Lineage: Eukaryota; Fungi; Basidiomycota; Malasseziomycetes; Malasseziales; Malasseziaceae. Bases 1 to 636 code for a protein of 211 amino acids. The record is from RefSeq and is a predicted model, not a curated record. Gene Ontology annotation, cellular component: endoplasmic reticulum membrane. Gene Ontology annotation, biological process: endoplasmic reticulum to Golgi vesicle-mediated transport.
AUGAUCGGGGUUACCGUGGCGGUGCUGCUCGCAUGCUCCAUGUUCGUCAUGGGUGUGCUGGCCAUGCACUGGCGCGCAGAUCAUUUGAUGCUAUGGGAAGCAAAUCUUACCAAGGAAAACGUUACUAUUGCCUUGCAGUACUAUGCCAGCACCAUCGGCAUAGCGCCGCAACGCUACGCACACCGUCUCAUGGCUAUUGGCAGCAUUCAGAUUGGUAUCCUCCUCCUCAAAAUGUUUACGGGAGGUGCUAACAAUCUGCUCUUCGACGGCGCGAGUUUGUUCUUGAUCCUCGCCAGCUCCGUCCUGUUCUUCAGCAAGAUUCAACCUUGCAUCGAAGCGCUCCCUCCCUCUGUGCCGCCACCUGCUACGCUGACGCCACGUCAGCUACAGCAUUGGGUCGCUUUGCUCCGCGAGCUGGCCAGCGCGCACAUUCUUCUUUCCAUGGCACUGCUCGGUGUGAUCCUCCUUCAAUGCGGCAAGUACUACAGUGUCCGUCUGCAAGAGCGCGAACGCAACGAAGAGGUCGACGUGCGCCUCGUUCGCCGGCUGCGCCAGCUGCAGCAGGAAGAACGCAAAAGUGGCGCUCUGAAAACGUCCACGGAAGACCUAUUCCGUGCUCGUGGCGGAACGCACUAA